Messenger RNA from Lacerta agilis (Sand lizard), 2110 nucleotides. It is a transcript of the gene AHCY, whose product is annotated as adenosylhomocysteinase. Bases 1 to 1302 code for a protein of 433 amino acids. Gene Ontology annotation, molecular function: adenosylhomocysteinase activity. NCBI's taxonomy places the organism in Eukaryota, Metazoa, Chordata, Lepidosauria, Squamata, Lacertidae. The record is from RefSeq and is a predicted model, not a curated record. The transcript has 10 exons. Gene Ontology annotation, cellular component: cytosol. Gene Ontology annotation, biological process: L-methionine cycle.
AUGUCCGACAAGCUGCCGUACAAAGUUGCUGACAUCAGCCUUGCAGAAUGGGGUCGCAAGGCCCUUGAAAUUGCUGAGAAUGAGAUGCCAGGGUUGAUGAAGAUGCGGGAGAUGUACUCUGCAGCAAAGCCACUGAAAGGUGCUCGGAUCGCUGGUUGCCUACACAUGACUGUUCAGACUGCAAUUCUGAUUGAAACUCUGGUGGCGCUGGGUGCAGAGGUGCAGUGGUCCAGCUGCAAUAUUUUCUCCACCCAGGAUCAUGCUGCUGCAGCUAUUGCCAAAACUGGAGUUCCUGUGUUUGCUUGGAAGGGGGAAACAGAUGAGGAAUAUAUAUGGUGCAUUGAGCAGACCCUCUAUUUUAAGGAUGGGCAGCCCUUGAACAUGAUUCUUGACGAUGGUGGAGACCUCACCAACUUGGUCCACACAAAAUAUCCACAGCUCUUGAAAGGAAUCAAAGGAAUAUCUGAGGAAACCACCACUGGGGUCCACAAUCUCUAUAAAAUGCAUGCCAAAGGGGCCCUGAAGGUGCCAGCUAUCAAUGUUAAUGACUCUGUCACCAAGAGUAAAUUUGACAACCUCUAUGGCUGCCGGGAAUCCCUCAUCGAUGGCAUUAAGCGUGCCACAGAUGUCAUGAUUGCAGGGAAAGUGGCUGUUGUGGCAGGCUAUGGUGAUGUUGGCAAAGGUUGUGCACAAGCCCUGAGAAACUUUGGUGCCAGGGUCAUCAUCACAGAAAUUGAUCCAAUCAAUGCACUGCAGGCAGCCAUGGAAGGUUAUGAAGUUACAACAAUGGAAGAAGCUUGCAAAGAGGGCAACAUAUUUGUUACCACCACUGGAUGCUCAGAGAUUGUGCAUGGGAGGCAUUUUGAGCACAUGAAAGAUGAUUCCAUCAUAUGCAACAUUGGACACUUUGAUGUGGAAAUUGACGUGAAGUGGCUAAAUGAGAACACCGUGAAGACUGUGAACAUUAAACCCCAGGUGGACCGCUACACGCUAAAAAAUGGCCGCCACAUCAUACUUCUAGCAGAAGGCAGGCUGGUGAACUUGGGGUGUGCCAUGGGCCACCCUAGCUUCGUUAUGAGCAACUCCUUCACCAACCAGGUUCUGGCACAGAUAGAGCUCUGGACACAUCCUGACAAGUACGCAGUAGGAGUCCAUAUUCUCCCGAAGAAGCUGGAUGAAGCUGUGGCUGCUGCUCACCUGGAUAAACUUGGCGUGAAGCUAACAAAGCUGACCGAUAAGCAGGCGAAGUACCUGGGAAUACCCAAAGACGGCCCCUUCAAACCAGAUCAUUACAGAUACUGAGCAGCUAGCAGGGCCCCAAAGAUCAAGACACAGGGACAUAAAUCUUUCAAAGUGCUUGCUUCCCUGCUGGGAUUCAGCGGACGGCUCCACCCCAGUCACUUUUUAUAUAUGAAUUUAAUAGCGGUUCUACAUCGUCACAUUUUGCUCUCCCCACUCACAUCUCAGCCCAUAUUUCUUUUUUAGUGAGAAGUCCCCGUGGCUUUCCCCAAGCACUUUCUUUCUCAAACAACUGUGCAGCUGGCUCCUCAGCAGAGCGGUUGCCAUGCUGGAAGGUCUACGAGGAGCCUGCAAAUUCACUUAUCUUCAGGUCUGUGUUUCCAGGGGCGGCUCCUUUGCAUCUUCAGGUACCUGGAGUGAUCCUUCCCUUGCCGUUGUAAAGCACAGGCUACACUGCACAGCAGACUUUUUACCUAGCUGCUGCUACAUCAUGCCUAGAUAACUGGAACUUGGCUGGGGUUGACCUGAAACAAAAAUGCAGGAUUUGCUUGCAUCUGCUCACUGGAUCUCUCGGAUCACAGAUGCUGGUCCAGAUACAGCUUUUGGGCAAUGUAACAUGAUCCCACUGUGCAUAUAUAGUCUCCGUAGUAAGAAAGGACUUGAAUGUGUCCAGGGAGGCAACAUCUAGAAGCAAUUUCUUUUGUGUGUAACAAAAUUAUAAGCCUGGAGCCAGGGGUUGGAGCAGCCAGUUCUCCAAAGAUGCCAGUGGUGAAUGUCUACUUGGGCCUAAUUUUUGAAUCUUGUGCCUGUCAUAGUGUCUUAAAACAAGUUUUCUUAAUAAAAUCUGCAACGGUUGCCUUGUUUUUCUUUA